Laetiporus sulphureus 93-53 is the source of this 2105-nucleotide messenger RNA. Its product is annotated as WD40 repeat-like protein. Gene Ontology annotation, biological process: RNA (guanine-N7)-methylation. Bases 137 to 1948 code for a protein of 603 amino acids. The transcript is spliced from 8 exons. The record is from RefSeq and is a predicted model, not a curated record. Gene Ontology annotation, cellular component: tRNA methyltransferase complex; cytosol; nucleus. Gene Ontology annotation, molecular function: tRNA (guanine(46)-N7)-methyltransferase activity; protein binding. NCBI's taxonomy places the organism in Eukaryota, Fungi, Basidiomycota, Agaricomycetes, Polyporales, Laetiporaceae.
UAACGAGCGUGUUUUCGUUUCGCAGGAUCAUAUGUAGACUUAACAUCUAAAUUGCACCUUUAUGACCGCCUCCGUCGAGUACUACUGGCUGAAUCUUUUGAUAAGCUACUUAUCUUGUUCUCUCUGAGCUGCCGAAAUGUCUUUCCCUCAUACUCAUCUGCUGCUCUCCCCAUCUCGCCCUCUGGCGGUCGUCCUCUCUGGACCACACAUCCAAGUGGUUGACACCCAAAACGGCUCCGUGUUACAUUCCACGGUGAACUUGGAUGAAGCCACAAAAGCGUCAGUAUUGAAAUCGGGAGGCAUACGCUGCAGUGCUGUCAAUGACACAUUCACACAUUUGGUGACUGCCGGAGAUGAGAAAAAGCUGAAAGUCUGGAAAUUGGAUGGGCUGGAGCUACUAAACGCGCGAGAACUCCCCAAAAAGCCGACCACCAUUCACUUUAUACGCGACGGUCAAACCAUCCUUGUCUCCGACAAGUUCGGCGACAUCUUCAGCUAUCCCCUUCAUCCCCUACCAAAGCUUUCUGAACCAUCAACAACGCAGACCGAGUCAGCUAUAUCUACCCCAGAGCCAGGUAGCUCUAAGCGCAGUGCUCUCACUUCACAUGAAAACCCCUCCGAUGGCAAGCUCAUCCUCGGGCACGUCUCAUUGCUCACCGACUUCUUGCUAACCCCGGACGAGAGAUUCAUCAUCACUGCUGACCGGGAUGAGCACAUCCGCGUGAGCUGGUAUCCGCAGGGAUACGUGAUCGAGAGCUACUGUCUGGGACACGAGAAGUACGUCUCGGCUCUUCAUCUUCCUCCGUUCGCACCAUCGAUGCUCGUCUCUGGUGGGGGCGAUCUGACGAUCAACCUCUGGGAUUGGCUGUCUGGCGAGCCUAUUUCCGAGAUUCCUGUUCUCGAGACGGUCGAGCCUUACAUCAAGGUGAAGGCAAAGAAGAGAAGAUGGGGAGGAGACGAGGAUCAGGGGGGAGGAGAUGGCGAGGGCGAAAACAGUACGGUGAGACGGAGGAAGAGGGGCAGGAAGGGAAGGGACAGGCGAAGAGCUGAGAAGGGCGCGACGGGGACUGAGGAAUCAGCAGGGGCGGAAGGGAUGCUGGACGCUCAAGAAGACGCGGAGAUGGAGGGAGACCAAGCGGAAGAUUUGAGUGAGAAGCGUGCUGUAGCUCAGGGGAACGCCGACAACGAGAAAACGGUGUUGGUUGUUCACAAGAUAGACUCUCUUGACUUCGGCGAGCGUGGCCGCUUCCUCGUCUUCAAUGUUCUUGGAGCGACUGCACUCUUCUAUUGCUCCUUCCCUCAGGCAACAGGUGCAACUUCGCCACCACCAGUGCGGGCUUUCGAUUUCCGUCGACCUGUGCUCGACUUCACGGUUGGCCCGAAUGACACGACGUGGGUGUUGCUGGACCCGGAGAGUGAUACGGAUAGACAAGAAGAGAACGAAGAACAGGUGCCACUCGCUGCGUUGUUGUCCUGGACUUCUGGAGAGCCUGUGAGAGUUCCCGCUCAGCAGGCACCCGCUCUCCUUUCUUGCCUCCAGACGGCAUGCGCGAUACCAGCAACCGCCGCGGACCGGAAGGCCCUCGACCUGUAUUCGGCACUCUCCUCCCUGCCGAAAAACGUCGACCCGGAACACGACCCGUUCAAGGGAGAUUUUGAGGGCACGCCAGAGCCCACCUCGCAGUCGCAGCUGAAGGACAAGGGCAAAGGCAAGCAGAAUAAAGAGGGCGAGCUGACGCAACGCGAGCAGGCGCGUUUGAGGAAGAAGAUGGCAUUGGCGGCGAAGCUGCAGGAGCAAGCACAAGUGCAGACGGUCCUCGGGAAACGGGACGCUACGGCAUUGGGCGAAACGGAGGAGGAAAGGGAGAUUAAGAGGGCGAGAGAAGAGAAGGGCGAUGGGGACGUAGAGACUGUCGCUGGCGAUGCGGAUGCCAUGGACGUCUCAUGAUUGCCUUGCAUAAUGAGCUAGAUUGCCAUGUUUUUGGCUGGUGAAAACGUUCUAGGGUGCUGCUGGACAGGAUGAGAUUUGAUUGUUCUCGGAGUGCUUGGAUCUCGCUACCCCGAUCUUGCCUACAGUAAAGUCAGAUAGAGGUCACAAAGUCACA